Heterocephalus glaber (naked mole-rat) is the source of this 1428-nucleotide messenger RNA. RefSeq names its product tRNA splicing endonuclease subunit 34 (gene Tsen34). Gene Ontology annotation, biological process: tRNA splicing, via endonucleolytic cleavage and ligation; tRNA-type intron splice site recognition and cleavage. Gene Ontology annotation, cellular component: tRNA-intron endonuclease complex. Gene Ontology annotation, molecular function: tRNA-intron lyase activity; nucleic acid binding. The record is from RefSeq and is a predicted model, not a curated record. NCBI's taxonomy places the organism in Eukaryota, Metazoa, Chordata, Mammalia, Rodentia, Bathyergidae.
GGAAGGCGGACCACGGACAACCUGAAGGAGGCGGAGAUCGGGGCGGAGCCCGGGGAGGACUCCAGGCUCGGGGGGAGGGGCCAGGAUAAUGAGCUCACGCAGGUCUCGGGUUGCAGAGCCAGAGCUGCCGCGAAGAGGCGCGCGGCUGGGGUGGGUCCCACUUCCCGCUCCGCUGAGGUCGGCAUGGUGCAGGGCGGAGGAUGCGGCGCAUGGCGCGCUAUGUAGGGGCUGGCUCCGCCUGGACUGCGAGUUUGGUGUUAGAGGGCCCAGUUUGAGAGAAGCGAGGACGCGGACCGAGCCCUCACGGGAGGAUGCUGGUGGUGGAGGUGGCGAACGGCCGCUCGCUGGUGUGGGGGGCCGAGGCGGUUCAGGCGCUGCGGGAGCGCCUGGGCGUGGGGGGCCGCACGGUGGGCGCCCUGCCCCGCGGGCCCCGGCAGAACUCGCGCCUGGGCCUCCCGUUGCUGCUUUUGCCGGAGGAGGCGCGGCUCCUGGCCGAGAUCGGCGCCGUGACCCUGGUCAGCUCCCCUCGCCGGGAUCCCAGCCAGCACAGCCUGGCUCUGGCAUCGUUCAGACGCCAGCAAGAGCAGAGCUUCCAGGAGCAAAGCGCGUUGGCGGCCGAGGCCCGUGAGAACCGGCGUCAGGAGCUCCUGGAGAAGAUUGCAGAGGGCCAGGCUGCCAAGAAGCAGAAGCUGGAGCAGGAUUCCGAGGCCGGCGGGAGCCGAGCCGCGGAAGAGAGCGAGAUCGGAGGUGGCCAGGCCUCCGGGGAGCAGGAGGAAGCAGUGCCUUCUUCUCAAGCAGCUUCAGAUGGGGCGGCGCCCUUGCCCAGGUCUGCCCUGCUGGUCCAGCUGGCCACCGCCAGGCCUCGGCCUGUUAAGGCCAGGCCCCUGGACUGGCGCGUGCAGUCCAAAGACUGGCCCCACGCCGGCCGGCCCGCCCACGAGCUGCGCUACAGCAUCUACAGAGAUCUGUGGGAGCGAGGCUUUUUCCUCAGCGCCGCCGGCAAGUUCGGCGGCGACUUCCUGGUGUAUCCUGGUGACCCGCUCCGUUUCCAUGCCCACUACAUUGCCCAGUGCUGGGCUCCGGAGGACCCCAUUCCACUGCAGGACCUGGUCUCUGCCGGCCGCCUGGGAACAAGUGUGAGGAAGACGCUGCUGCUGUGCUCCCCACAGCCUGAUGGUAAGGUGGCCUACACCUCCCUGCAGUGGGCCAGCCUGCAGUGAGCUGGGCCUGGGCCCGCAGAGCAGCGCCCUCCUCCCUCCAUGGUGAGCUCCGUCCUAGGGCUCCGAACUUGUCCACACAGGCUCUUCCUGUUUGAAGGCACUGACUGGCUGUUUGACACUGUGGGCUUGGGACUGGGUUUGAUUUAGCUCUGUUUUCUGCAGGGCUUAGGCCCCAGCGGGUCUCAAUAAACUUGUUGAGUGCAUGUCA